AGACGUUAGAAAAGAAAGAACCUUUUCCACCAUCGGUGCGUCUAUAAAUAAGCAGAUAUCCCUACAAUCUACUCACUUCUAAAAAUUCAAUAUGGAGAGAAACACGAUGUCGGUUGAGAGCUACAAUGAUUUCCAAGCACUGCCGGAGGGUUGUAUAGCCACGGCGCUGUCGCUGACGAGCCCCAAGGAUGCCUGUCGCCUGUCGGUGGUGACUCCGACAUUCCGAUCUGCGGCGGAAUCCGACGCCGUUUGGGAGCGGUUUUUGCCGCCUGAUUACCGUGACAUCAUUUUACGUUCAGUUGACGGUUAUGAUUCGGUUCUUGCUAAAUUUCGAUCCAAGAAAGAGCUUUAUUUCCACCUCUGUGAUAAUCCUAUCAUCAUCGACGGUGGCAAUAAAAGCUUUUCAUUGGACAAAGGGACAGGAAAGAAGUGCUUUAUGCUCGCUGCAAGGGACCUCUUGAUUGUGUGGGGUGAUACACCUGAAUAUUGGCGAUGGAUCCCUUAUCCAGAGUCCAGAUUUCCUGAGGUGGCAGAGCUUCUUGAUGUGUGUUGGUUUGAAAUUCGUGGCAAAAUAAACACUAGCAUGCUCUCUUCAGGAACUACAUAUGCUGCUUACCUUGUUUUCACUUCAAAAUCAGGAAUAUACGGUUUUGAGUAUCAACCUGCUGAGGCUACGGUAGGAAUUAGUGGGCAGGAUGGUGUAAAACGAACGGUGUGUUUAGAUCCAGACGGAGAACAAAGGCAUAGGUACCAGAUUGUACCUAGGCGCAUAUUUUUCAAUCAUCGGUUGGCUCAUAUAUACAGACGGCGAGGUGAUUUGGCCUCAGAGCGCAUUACCGAGUACCCCAAGGUUAGAGCAGAUAAGUGGAUGGAAGUUGGGUUGGGAGAGUUUUACGUGGACGGAGAACAAAAUUUGGAUAUGGAAAUAAGUUUGACAGAGACAAAGGGUGGAAACUGGAAGAAUGGUGUCGUUAUUCAAGGGAUUGAGAUCAGACCAAAAGCUGAGUGAACAUUGUAGCUACAAACUUCAUUAGGUACCACUUUGGCACAUGCUUUUUGUUGGUUUAUUACUUUUUUUUUUUUUUUUUUUUUCUUUUUUUUUUUUUUUUU
Molecule: messenger RNA, 1110 nt
Organism: Olea europaea var. sylvestris
Lineage: Eukaryota; Viridiplantae; Streptophyta; Magnoliopsida; Lamiales; Oleaceae
Product: putative F-box protein PP2-B12
Exons: 3
Coding region: 92-1009 (305 amino acids)
Molecular function (GO): protein binding
Source: RefSeq, a predicted model, not a curated record